GUGACCCGGUAGGAGAUGGCGAAGGGUCGACCGGGUCACUCCAAACAUGGCGUGGAGGAUAUGUUUACGAACAUGGGCUAAUGGAGACUUAUUUACUUCCACUAUGCAUGGAAAGAGGUUUACGCUCUGCACACAACAAAGAUGUGGCUUUCGGAAGGCAUCAAGGAAACCCGAGAUUAAGAAAGGGGAAGUGGAAGAAGUGGAGUCUAAGCUACCAGACCCCAUGCACGAAGCUGUGCAAAGGAAGGGGUACUCCCCACCGCUGGAUACCCCUGUUGUCCACAUUCCACACAGAUCCUUUGGCAGGCUGCUGAAGCCUCUGGUGUUCACAGUAGGGUUUACAGGCUGCUCCUUUGGUGCGGCAGCAAUCUGGCAGUACGAGUCUCUAAAGUCACGUGUGCAGAGCUACUUUGACAACGUCCGUGCAGAUUGGCUGGAGAAACUACGGCCACAGAAACAAGGUGACAUCCGAAAACAGGUGAACCAAUGGUGGAACAGUUUGUCUGAGGGCCAACGGACAGUAUCUGGGAUCAUUGCACUGAACGCCCUUGUGUUCUGCUGUUGGAGAGUCCCCUCCCUGCAGCGGACUAUGCUAAUGUAUUUCACGGCCAAUCCUGCCUCUAAGGUGCUGUGCUCUCCCAUGAUCCUCUCCACCUUCAGCCACUACUCGCUCUUCCACAUGGCGGCCAACAUGUACGUGCUGUGGAGUUUCUCCUCCAGCAUUGUGUCUAUGCUGGGCCCAGAACAGUUUGUGGCGGUCUACCUGUCUGCAGGUGUGAUUUCUUCAUUCGUCAGCUAUGUGUCUAAGACAGCCAUGGGAAGGUUGGGCCCUUCUCUCGGAGCAUCAGGAGCCAUAAUGACAGUCCUGGCUGCAGUCUGUACAAAGAUGCCUGAGGCCAAACUGGCCAUCAUCUUCCUGCCCAUGUUCACCUUCACUGCAGGCAAUGCCUUGAAAGCCAUUAUUGCUAUGGAUACAGCUGGACUUGUUCUGGGAUGGAGAUUUUUUGAUCAUGCAGCCCAUCUAGGAGGAGCCCUAUUUGGAAUCUGGUACGUUUCAUACGGUCACGAGCUGAUCUGGAAGAACCGUGAGCCACUGGUGAAGAUUUGGCAUGACCUGCGGACCAAAGGCCCAGGAGGGGGCGGGACCGGCUCCUUCUAGGGGUAGCCAGGUUUAAGGGGGAGUUGUGAGGGGGAUGUUGAUGGGACUCCAUCGUGCAUGUGGACAUAUGAUGGGUGAGGCACCCCUGGUGUCUGGACUGAAGGAAGAGAGGAUUCUGAGUAUGGGCACCACUCUUGGACAUCUGUGUAAAAUGUUGAACUGUUCUUGUUUGUUAAAUGAUGCUGCCAUUUUUCAUUAAAAUCGUCCCUGACUCUGAGUCUGAGAGAGUUUUCAACCAGACUUUCCUCUGCUCGGGUUGAGGGGGGCAUUGUUUGAGAAGUGUCCAGUUGUGGGAUGGUCAUGAGGGAUCAUCCCUGUCCCCUUUUUUCAGAUUCAGGAUGGAGAUGUGACUGCCUGAAAGAGAGACUGGCCAGAGACUGGCCCACACGCAACAUUAAAUCCUGUCACAGGUUGAAGUGUUUGUGAUGUCAGUCCUUUAUGAAUACAGGCAGUCCCUGUUUUAAGAUACUGUUUUAUAAUAAUCCGUUAUCAUGACAUUUUUAAAAUGCCACCUUUAAUUCCU
This is a messenger RNA of Megalops cyprinoides (Indo-Pacific tarpon), 1682 nucleotides long. It is a transcript of the gene parlb, whose product is annotated as presenilins-associated rhomboid-like protein, mitochondrial. Gene Ontology annotation, cellular component: membrane. Lineage: Eukaryota; Metazoa; Chordata; Actinopteri; Elopiformes; Megalopidae. Gene Ontology annotation, molecular function: serine-type endopeptidase activity. The transcript is spliced from 10 exons. The record is from RefSeq and is a predicted model, not a curated record. Bases 47 to 1159 code for a protein of 370 amino acids.